Molecule: messenger RNA, 567 nt
Organism: Exophiala viscosa
Lineage: Eukaryota; Fungi; Ascomycota; Eurotiomycetes; Chaetothyriales; Herpotrichiellaceae
Exons: 1
Coding region: 1-567 (188 amino acids)
Molecular function (GO): 2-oxoglutarate-dependent dioxygenase activity
Source: RefSeq, a predicted model, not a curated record
AUGCUGUUCGGAACUCCGGCGGGAGACGUCCUCAGCUCCAACAACCUGUCCGCCUGGUGGGACGAUGGAAAGCGUCAGACCAUCGAGGAAUUCAAGGCCGAAUGCUACGACCUGACGAUCAAGAUGAUGUCCAGCUUCGCCGUGUCCAUGGGCCUCGACAAGGACUACUUCUCUCUCAUUCACCAACACAGAGCUCCUGGCCAUACACUGAGAUGUAUCAAGUACCCCCAACUCGGACAGCAACCGGAAGAAGGCCGCCUUCCCCGGCUGUCAACACACACAGACUGGGGCAGCCUGACGUUUGUCUUCACCAAACAGGCGGGCCUGGAGAUUCAAGACCCUCAGAAUCAAUGGUUCCAUGUUCCAGUCAUACCCGGGGGCAUCGUGGUCAACAUCGGCGACGCGCUGUCUCUUUGGACCAGUAAGACCCUCAAAUCCACUCUACACAGGAUCACCUGGGAAAAUCUCCCUGCCAACCGAGACCGCUAUAGCAUGGCUUAUUUUUCUCAACCAAACAACGGUAAGCACAGCACUUGCACUGUCUCCGUCCGUAUUGGAACUAAGUGA